This is a messenger RNA of Cylindrotheca closterium, 453 nucleotides long. Lineage: Eukaryota; Bacillariophyta; Bacillariophyceae; Bacillariales; Bacillariaceae. The record is from the annotation of a GenBank genome assembly.
AUGGGAGGAUCCUUCUUGGGAAGUUCCAGGGGUGGUCAUGACACCAAGGCCAUUGUCGAUUCGUUGGAAAAGGAAGGAAUCAAUUUAUUGUUUGUGACGGGCGGAGAUGGAACAGUCCGAGGUGCCGCCCUAAUCGCAGAUGAAGUUCGAAAUCGUGGAUUGGAAAUCGCCGUCGCGGUCAUUCCCAAAACCAUUGACAAUGACAUUCCUCUCAUUGACCGAACCUUUGGAUUUGAAUCUGCCGUCAAUGCGGCCCGGCAGGCUAUUGAUGUGGCGGUCACCGAAGCCGAAGGAUUUCCGUACGGUCUGGGGUGCCACGGUCGAAGGGAGAUGAUUCAUCGUGCUGACAGCAGGGCAAAGGCGUGCUUUCUUUUCUUUGCUUUGCUUUUCUUUUCUUUUGGUGCACAAGCUUGGUGCAGCAGAAUACUUGUACAACGCAAUGAACCGCAAUAG